Symbiodinium sp. CCMP2592 is the source of this 567-nucleotide messenger RNA. NCBI's taxonomy places the organism in Eukaryota, Dinophyceae, Suessiales, Symbiodiniaceae. The record is from the annotation of a GenBank genome assembly.
AUGCCGGACUUGCCCAGCUUCGAGCACGAGGUCGAACCACAGGCUGUGGCCCGACUCCCCGAAGAGCAGGAGUUCGCUUCGCCACCACCGCCUCCAAAAGUGCCGCCGAUGCCUCCGCCACCACUUCCCACCCAGCUUGGGCCCUUGUCGUGGAAGGGAGAGUUCUUCGCUCUCCCUGCAGAGGACAGGGAGGGAGAGCCGCGGCCACUCACAUGGGAAGAGGCACUGGUAGACUUCCUACCGAUCGGCGCAACCGUUCGCGGUGUCAUUCAGGAGCUCAGGCCCUACGGGAGCUUCAUCGGCUUGAUUGUCAACGGCAUGGCCAUGGGCAAGUUUGGCGAGGACUCUCGGAUCCGUGGCUUCUGCGAGGACCUGCGGAGUUCGUCUGAUCCUGCACAGCUGCAGGUGGGAGAGCACGUGGCGGUGAAGAUCGUGGAUGUUGACAUGCUGACGAAGCGGGUCUUCGUCUCCACGCGUGAGGCAGAUCCUCCCUGGCCUGCACCACGAGAGCGUGUUCUUCACACGCCGGAGAAGUAUGAGGAUCCGUCCUUCUUCCCGCUGCCAUAG